Messenger RNA from Tetrapisispora phaffii CBS 4417, 1479 nucleotides. It is a transcript of the gene FMP42, whose product is annotated as Fmp42p. Gene Ontology annotation, biological process: transmembrane transport. The record is from RefSeq and is a predicted model, not a curated record. Lineage: Eukaryota; Fungi; Ascomycota; Saccharomycetes; Saccharomycetales; Saccharomycetaceae. Gene Ontology annotation, molecular function: transmembrane transporter activity. Bases 1 to 1479 code for a protein of 492 amino acids. The transcript has a single exon. Gene Ontology annotation, cellular component: fungal-type vacuole membrane.
AUGAUAAAAAAUAAAAGGAGCCAAGUGAUAGAAUUACUACAGAUAAUUUGUGCUGUCAUAUGGUGUCUCCUAUCUGCUGGUAUUAUCUUUGGGUUUGCUGCAUUUAAGCAAGUACUAAUCAAUGAAGGGGUAUAUUCAGAGAGUUGUCAAACUAAUGAAACUCGUUACUCUGAAGUUCAAACCAUUAUUCCUUGCACUGCCCAAGAUUUGAAGUUAAACACCAUGUUUACUGUUUCAGCAGCGAUUACAAAUGUACUAGCUUUACCGGUUGGCUGGGUCCUUGAUAUUUAUGGUCCUAAAGUGUCUGGUAUCAUAGGCUCCAGUAUAAUAUAUUUUGGAGCGUUCAAUUUCAUAAUGGCUGAAUCUUUAAUCGGUGAGUAUUAUGAUCCAUAUCUUAUUGGGUUUUUAAUGCUAGCCGUAGGUGGCCCAUUCGUAUUUAUUUCUUCUUUCCAUUUGUCCAACAUUUUUCCUGCCAGAGGGGGUAUGAUAAUGGCCUUGAUCACAGGAUCUUUCGAUUCGUCGUCUGCAUUGUUUUUAAUCUAUAAGGUCAUCUAUGAAAAAUCGGAUAACAAGCUUUCUUUGCAAAGAUUUUUCUCAUAUUAUUUAAUUGUUCCUACAUUCAUUAUUGUAGCGCAGAUUUUCAUUAUGCCUAAACAUUCUUAUCAAUCUCUCCCAAAAGAAAGCUACACCUCUGCCUCAAACCUAAAUUCAUGUGACACUGAAUCUACACCACUAAUAUCAAAUUAUACUGAUGCUGCCACCUCUUAUUCAGAGCAGCAAUCUACAAGGACUCCCAGAAGAAGAUCUUCAAGUGUCACCAUCAUGGCCGAAGCAAGACAGCACCUUCUUAAUUAUGAUAUCUUCGAAGAAAUGCAUGAACGCAAUGUAAAAGAACAAAUAUUAAGUCCUUGGUUUUAUCUAAUGUUAUUUUUUGCCGCUAUUUGUAUGCUAAGGAUAAACUAUUUUAUUGCAACUAUUAGAUCACAAGUAGAAUAUUUACUUGGUGACGAGACCACAUCUAUUGAAUUAAAUAACUUAUUUGACUUUCUAUUGCCAAUCGGUGGCGUGGUAGCUGUGCCAAUAAUAGGCCAUAUUCUUGAUAACAUUGAGUUAUCUAAUAUUAUCAAGAUUUUAUCUGGCUUAUCGAUUAUAAUUGGAGGAUUAGGAAUUGUACCAAAUAGUUACGCAUGCGCCCUAAUUGAAAUCGUACUAUUUGUGAUGUACCGUCCAUUUUAUUAUACUGUAGUAUCUGAUUACACAUCAAAAAUAUUUGGGUUCACGACUUUUGGUACUGUUUAUGGACUGUUAACCUUAACAUGCGGUGUAUUCAAUAUGUUACAGAGACGUUUAGAUAUAAUCACACACACGACCUUCAAAAUGAACCCACUUCCUGUCAAUAUUAUUUUAUUGGCGACAACAAUUAUAACUUCAUCUGCUCUUAUAAUAUUUAUGACUUCUCGCAACAAGAAGAUAGCAUGA